AGAGGUUAAAUGAUCAGGACAGUCAAGUGGAAUUAGGCCUUGCUGUGAAGACUUCAUUUUCUUCUCAGUUCCUGACCAUUUAUGAAGAGUCAACUUAUGAAAGUGUGAUGUUUACUUAUUUCCUCACAGGCCACAGUAAACACAGGUGUGAAGGAACUGUUUGCCAUGGAAGCCAGGGAGGUGGGGAACCCCACUCCCACCUAUCAUCUCAUUCCUGGGGCCAGCCCCCCCAGAGAGGAAGCUGACAGUGUACCAUCUAAGGCAACCGCAGAAACUAUGCAACUGAAAAAGGAGAUCUCUCUGCUGAAUGGAAUCAGCCUGGUGGUGGGCAACAUGAUUGGCUCAGGAAUCUUUGUUUCACCCAAGGGUGUGCUGAUAUCCACUACCUCCUACGGGUUGUCACUGGUUGUUUGGGCCAUUGGCGGGCUUUUCUCUGUUGUGGGUGCCCUUUGCUAUGCAGAGCUGGGGACCACCAUCACCAAGUCUGGGGCCAGCUAUGCUUAUAUUCUAGAGGCCUUUGGGGGCUUCAUUGCCUUCAUACGCCUGUGGGCCUCUCUGCUAAUUGUGGAACCCACCAGCCAGGCCAUCAUUGCCAUCACCUUUGCCAACUACAUCAUCCAGCCCUCCUUCCCAUCCUGCAAUCCUCCGUACCUAGCCUGCAGACUCCUCGCCGCUGCUUGCAUAUGUCUGCUGACAUUUGUGAACUGUGCUUAUGUAAAAUGGGGCACACGUGUGCAGGACACAUUCACUUAUGCCAAGGUCCUGGCGCUCAUUGCCAUCAUUAUCACGGGACUUGUUAAACUGUGCCAGGGACACUCUGAGCAUUUUCAGGAUGCCUUUAAGAAUUCCUCCUUGGACAUGGGAAAUCUUUCUCUUUCCCUCUACUCUGCCCUCUUCUCUUAUUCAGGUUGGGACACCCUUAAUUUUGUAACAGAAGAAAUCAAAAACCCAGAAAGAAAUUUGCCCUUGGCCAUUGGGAUUUCUAUGCCAAUUGUGACUCUCAUCUACAUCCUGACCAACGUUGCCUACUACACAGUGCUGAACCCUGCAGAUGUCAUUAGCAGUGAUGCUGUAGCUGUGACAUUUGCUGACCAGACAUUUGGAAGAUUCAGCUGGAUCAUUCCCAUUGCUGUUGCCCUGUCCUGCUUUGGGGGCCUUAAUGCAUCCAUCUUUGCUUCAUCCAGGUUGUUUUUCGUGGGUUCCCGUGAGGGCCACCUCCCAGACCUUCUGUCCAUGAUCCAUAUUAAACGUUUCACACCUAUACCUGCUUUAUUAUUCAAUUGCACCAUGACACUCAUCUACCUCACUGUGGAGGAUGUUUUCCUGUUGAUCAACUACUUCAGCUUUAGCUACUGGUUCUUUGUGGGCUUAUCUGUGGUUGGGCAGCUUUACCUUCGCUGGAAGGAACCUGAACGACCCCGGCCUCUUAAGUUGAGCCUGUUUUUCCCCAUCGUGUUCUGCAUAUGUUCCUUGUUUCUGGUGAUUGUGCCCCUCUUCAGUGACACCAUCAAUUCCCUCAUUGGCGUUGGGAUUGCCCUCUCUGGGGUCCCUGUCUUCUUCCUGGGUGUUUACUUGCCGGAAUCUCGGAGGCCAUUCUUCAUUCGCAAUAUCUUAGCAACUAUCACCAGAGUCACCCAGAAGCUUUGCUUUUGUGUCCUGACUGAUCUAGAUGUAGAUGAAGAACGAAACACUGAGAUGAAAACUGACUAGAUGCCAGAGGUGACUUCUGAUGCAGGCCUGGACCACUGGUCAUCUGUGGCCACAGCCACCAAAGUCAAGUUGACAAGACUGUCUCACCCUCUUGCACUAAAGGAGAUCGUUGGCCCACAUUGUGUGUAGGGGCUCAGGGCAGAGGCUUGCUCAGGUGUCACUCUCAUUGAUAUUCUAUGAAAAGAGACUAAAAUUGUGGGGCCAGCCUGAAGAUAGGGACUUCAAAAGUUGACGGUGAUAGGUAUUGGGAAAUAGGUUGUGUACUUUUAUUCUUGGUGGGCAGGUGCAGUCCUUACCAACACUGGGUAUGUAGCUGGGGCUGAGGGAGUGACUGGCGGUUUUUGAAUUCGACGUUUUGAGUUUGUACCAGGAGUUUGUAUAAAGGGGAUGCUUGUUGUGGGCAGUUUCCCUCUGAUCAGGUCUAAGCAGUUGACCUUAGAGGCUUGAAUUGCUACCAUGUCUUCCACUGGCUUAAAAUCUUUCUCUGGGGAUAGGGUUGUAUCCCACUAUUUAUUGAUAAGAACCCAGAUCACCAGUCCUAACAAGAUAAUCUGUCAGAUAUAAUAGGCUUAUAAUGUUAAAAAAAAAUUCCAGAACCCAAAGUAAUCUUUGCCCUUAAAGAUGUUUCAAUGUGUUGGUGACCACAGAUUUUUUUCCCCCAGAAAAUCAGUUUUCAUACAAUUUUUUUGUUGAAUCUCAACAAAAGAAAAAAAAAAUAUUUUUUUUACUAAUAUCAUGGUUAUUUACUAAUAUCAUGGUUUCAGCACCUGGCUCAUGUUUAGCAAAGACAAAUGAAUAAAUUCCUGAGUCAGAAAUCCGGUACUAUUUUGAAAGAUAUUUUAUCUUACUUGAACCCUUAUAUCUUUCUUCUAGUUGAAAAAGUAAAUCUCUGGAUUUCUGGCAUGGACUUCAGGAAGGCAGGAACUAUUCUAGAAUUCAGGUAGAUCACCACAAUUCUUUCAGCUGUGAAUGGCUGAAAGAUCCAGCUUGCUCCUCUACGGGCCAGUGUGCAGGUCUGCAGUGCUUACCCGCAAGCUUACCUGUCUUGGUGCUAGAAGGUGGUCACUUUAUUUUCUUGAAAACACCACACCAGGGUGCAUCCUCCUCUUAUGUCCCCGACACUAGGCUUUGUUUACACUGAGUUGCCUUGGUGUGGAUCGCCAGGACAUUGCACUCCUGUCUUUCCUGCCUCCCCUUUUCCCGGAUCUCAGCUGGGGCUGCAGUCUCAGGAAGAGGUUGCUAUUUAAGGGAACUUCUGUCUCCUCUUUGUGAAGAUCAGUGAAGACUUUGGGAAAAAGAGCUGCUUCAGGCUCAGUCUGCCUCCUCAACUGACCACAUGAUUGGAAGCAACUUACUCUGGUGCUCAGGCUUUGCCUUAGCACCCAGGUCAGUCAGGUCAAAAGGUUACACCCAAGGUUCCUUUGUGGGCAGUAUGGCUGCACUAGAUUAUAUAAGUAUGACGCUUCUAGACGUUGGAGCCCAGAAACCUGAAGGGGCACGAUCAUAGUUGCUUUUGGUUCAAUACAUGCAUCUGUGAGAACAUAGGGGAACAUUCCUAUGGUCAUGAGAUGAGGAUUUGCACAGCAAACUCCUGGGUGGCAACAGAGAGUCAUGUGCAAAAGCUGACUUGUCUAGACUAUGUAAACAUGACUCCUGUCUGAACCAAGCUGGCAUCUACCCCAGGGAUCCUCUGGAAUUAAUCCUUUAAUCGGAGCACUCUAAUCUUGAGGCUCCCUGACCCAGACUUUAGCUUUCUCACUGAAGUAAAUGACCCGCUAAUCCCAGGAAUUUGUUGCCCUGGGGAACUGCUGGGGAAGCCCAGCAAGGGCUUCACACCCCAGGUGCACUAGUACUUGCUCAGUGAACCAUGUCAUCUCCCACUCAGUACUGGAUGGUGAUAGCACUCUUCCCCUCUUGACUGAAUACAGACUUCUCCUAGGAACCCUUCUGAGGGAGGAUAAACAGGAUUUCCCCUAUAGCACAAGUUUCAAGAUGGAGUUAAUUUCACUGGCUAUUUGUUCAUUUCCUUCAGUCUUUCUCCUAGUGUGGGUAGUUUGUGAAGUUGUGAGGCCUUUAAUGUUGCUGAACCUUAAUGAUUAUAUAAACAGCAGUGAACACAUUACUGUGGCAAUGAGUAGUUUUUAAUCCUUUAUUUCUGUGUUAGGUUGCUGGCCUAUUAACUUGCAACAGAAAUUAUUCCUUUGUGGGUAGUUAGAAUGUGAAACCAAUAGUUUGCAACCUACAGGCUGCCAUAAUAGGCUAUGUACAGGGGAGGGAGAGAGAGGAAAAGAGAAAGAUAGGACACCUGCAGACUUGCUUCACUACUUGUGAAGCUUCCCCCUCCUCCACAGGUGGGAAGCAAGGGCUUGAACCUGGGUCCUUGCACAUGGUAAUAUGUGUGUUCAACAGCACUCAGCUCUCCUUCCCCUCAGUGUUGAUUUCUUUUUUAAAAAAUUUUUUUUAAAAAAAAAUUUAUUCCCUUUUGUUGCCCUUGUUGUUUUAUUGUUGUCAUUGUUGGAUAGGCUAGAGAGAAACGGAGAGAGGAGAGAGAAACAGGGGGAGAGAAAGAUAGACACCUGUAGACCUGCUUCACCGCUUGUGAAGCGACUCCCCUGUAGGUGGGGAGCCAGGGGUUUGAACCGGGUUCCUUACUCCGGUCCUUGUGCUUUGUGCCAUCUGCGCUUAAACCGCUGCGCUAUCGCCCAGCUCCCCAAUGUUGAUUUCUAAGACUUGUCACAAAGGUAGUUUCACAUCUCUAAGUUAUGUGUUAACAGACUAAAUUCAUUUAUCUCCACCAUAGGACAUUGAACCCCCCACGCUUUUUCAACUUCCUCCAUAACUCCAUGUAAAGUUAUUAAUAUGAUUGUGAAGGUGUACACAAUAAACAGAUGAGAUGGAAGUAGGAUGUAAAAGUAGGGCUGAUUAUAAAAUCUCAAGAGGUGGGAAGAUUGAGGCCAGGUGGUGGCACACCUGGUUAGGCGCACACAUUACAAUGCACAAGGACCCAGGUUCAAGCCCCAGGUCUUGCAGGGAGAAAGCUUCACAAGUGAAACAGGGCUGUAGAUGUCUGUUUUUUCUUUCUAUCUCCCCUCCCCUCAAUUUCUCUGUCUCUGUGCAAUAAUAAAUAAAAAUUAAAAAGAGGUGGGAAGAUACUUUC
Messenger RNA from Erinaceus europaeus (western European hedgehog), 4867 nucleotides. It is a transcript of the gene SLC7A6, whose product is annotated as solute carrier family 7 member 6. Gene Ontology annotation, molecular function: L-amino acid transmembrane transporter activity. NCBI's taxonomy places the organism in Eukaryota, Metazoa, Chordata, Mammalia, Eulipotyphla, Erinaceidae. The transcript is spliced from 10 exons. The coding region runs from base 166 to 1710 and encodes 514 amino acids. Gene Ontology annotation, cellular component: membrane. The record is from RefSeq and is a predicted model, not a curated record. Gene Ontology annotation, biological process: amino acid transmembrane transport.